AUGAGCUGCCAAUGGCCAUUGUUGAUGCUUGUUCUGCUGUUUUCUCUGCCCAUCAUAUGCCAAUCUUCUUCACUCACAAUCACUGCUGAUCUGUUUGAAGAUUGGUGCAAACAGUAUGGGAAAACAUACUCGUCUGAGCAAGAGAAGCAGUUUAGAUUCAAAGUGUUUGAAGACAACUAUGACUAUGUCACUAAACACAACUCCAUGCCUAAUUCAACUUACACACUUUCCCUCAAUGCAUUUGCUGAUCUCACUCACCAGGAGUUCAGGGCAGCUUACUUGGGCCUCUCUGUUUCUGCCAAUGAUUCCAUAAUUAGGUUGAACAAUCGAGAGUCAACUUCAGAUGGGCUUCAUGAUGGUGAUAUUCCUUCCUCCAUCGAUUGGAGGAAAAAAGGGGCCGUCACAAAAGUCAAAGACCAAGGCAAUUGUGGAGCAUGUUGGGCAUUUUCGGCUACAGGGGCAAUGGAAGGCAUCAACAAGAUUGUCAGUGGAUCCCUAGUCAGUCUGUCUGAGCAGGAGUUGAUUGAUUGUGAUAAAUCCUAUAAUAAUGGAUGUGAUGGAGGACUGAUGGAUUAUGCGUUUCAAUUCGUCAAGAAAAAUCACGGAAUUGACACAGAAGACGAUUACCCUUAUCAAGGUCGCUCAAGAACAUGCAAUAGUAACAAGUUGAAAAGGCGUGUUGUGACAAUUGAUGGCUAUCAGGAUGUUGAUCCAAGAAAUGAGAAAAAGCUUCUAAAAGCCGUGGCAAAACAACCUGUGAGUGUAGGCAUAUGUGGCAGCGAAAGAGGCUUUCAGUUGUAUUCAAGGGGUAUAUUUACAGGGCCAUGCUCCAUUGAGUUGGAUCAUGCUGUUUUGAUUGUUGGUUAUGAUUCUGAAGAUGGAGUGGAUUAUUGGAUUGUGAAAAAUUCUUGGGGAACAAGUUGGGGAAUCAAUGGCUAUAUUCACAUGGCUCGUAACAGUGGCGAUGCAAAUGGAAUCUGUGGGAUUAACUUGCUGCCUUCCUACCCUCUUAAAACUAGCCCAAAUCCUCCACCAUCGCCUCCUCCAGGGCCUACAAAGUGUGAUCUCAUUUCAUCAUGCCCUGAAGGUCAAACCUGUUGCUGUUCCUGGAGUUUGUUUGGGCUAUGCUUAUCAUGGAGAUGUUGUGAUUUGAAUUCUGCUGUAUGCUGCAAUGAUCACCAUCACUGCUGCCCUCAUGAUUAUCCAAUUUGUGAUACACAAAAUAAGUUAUGUCUCAAGAAAGCUGGGAAUUUCACUAUGGUUAAACAGCUUCAGAAUGGAGGCAUGUCGGGGAAAUUUGGUGGCUGGAGUUCUGUCUUUGUGAAUUGGAACUUUUGA
Oldenlandia corymbosa var. corymbosa is the source of this 1338-nucleotide messenger RNA. NCBI's taxonomy places the organism in Eukaryota, Viridiplantae, Streptophyta, Magnoliopsida, Gentianales, Rubiaceae. The record is from the annotation of a GenBank genome assembly.